Molecule: messenger RNA, 5506 nt
Organism: Salarias fasciatus (jewelled blenny)
Lineage: Eukaryota; Metazoa; Chordata; Actinopteri; Blenniiformes; Blenniidae
Product: sarcosine dehydrogenase, mitochondrial-like
Exons: 22
Coding region: 145-2895 (916 amino acids)
Cellular component (GO): mitochondrion
Molecular function (GO): protein binding
Source: RefSeq, a predicted model, not a curated record
GACAGCUCCUGAGCUGAAGCAGAGCUGCCCCUGUUCUCUACCACCUUCUCCCCCCUCGCUGCCAGCAGCGCUCGGUCUUCCUCGCGGACCCCAAACCCACUUUCACUUCCGGGACGCGGCUUUGCGGACGGAUCGGACUAGGCCAUGGCCUUUCUUGGGAGUGCAGUUCGGCGAGUGGCGUCGGCGGUGCGGCCCCCUCUCUCACCGCUGUGCCGAACGAGCGCUCGGUCCUACAGCUCAGAACACACCAAAGAGAAGAGUGUUCCCUAUGAGAAAACACUGAAGCAGGACGCUGGCGCUGCCUCGGGUCCCACCAAACCUUUACCCAGGUCGGCCGAUGUGGUGGUGAUCGGGGGCGGGAGCCUGGGCUGCCAGACCGUCUACCACCUGGCUAAAAUGGGGAUGACCAACGUGGUCCUGCUGGAGAGAGACAGACUGACCGCCGGGACCACCUGGCACACUGCAGGCCUGCUGUGGCAGCUCCGUCCCAGUGACGUGGAGGUGGAGCUCUUGGGCCACACAAGAAACGUGGUGAGCAGAGACCUGGAGGAGGAGACGGGUCUCCACACGGGCUGGAUCCAGAACGGAGGACUCUUCAUCGCCUCCAACAAGCAGAGGCUGGACGAGUACAAACGUCUCAUGUCGCUGGGCAAAGUUUACGGCAUUGAGUCCCAUGUCCUGUCCCCGGCGGAGACCAAAGACGUUUAUCCUCUGAUGAACGUUGACGACCUGUAUGGAACGCUGUACGUACCGACAGACGGCACCAUGGACCCAGCAGGAACCUGCACCACCCUCACCAGGGCAGCCUCCGCCCGGGGAGCGACGGUGAUCGAGAACUGCCCCGUCACUGGCAUUCAAGUGCGGGCAGACGACCUCGGAGUGAAGAGGGUGAAGGCGGUGGAGACCGCUCACGGGACCAUCGAGACGCCCUGUGUGGUGAACUGUGCAGGUGUGUGGGCCACCAAACUUGGGAAAAUGGCUGGAGUCAACGUUCCUCUCGUUGCAAUGCAUCACGCAUAUGUGGUGACUGAGAGGAUUGAAGGCAUACAGAACAUGCCAAAUGUCAGAGACCACGACGCCUCGGUGUACCUGCGCCUUCAGGGCGACGCUCUGUCUGUGGGCGGCUAUGAACCCAACCCCAUCUUCUGGGACGACGUGUCCGACAAGUUCGCCUUCAGCCUGUUUGACCUGGACUGGGACGUCUUCAUGACGCAUAUCGAAGGAGCCAUCAACAGAGUUCCUGUUCUGGAGCAGACUGGCAUAAAGUCAACUGUGUGUGGACCAGAGUCUUUCACUGCAGACCAUAAGCCGCUGAUGGGGGAAGCUCCAGAGGUGCGAGGCUUCUUCCUGGGCUGUGGCUUCAACAGUGCCGGAAUGAUGCUGGGAGGAGGCUGUGGCAGGGAGCUGGCUCACUGGGUCAUACACGGCCGUCCUGAGAGAGACAUGUAUGGAUAUGACAUCAGGCGCUUUCAUAACUCGCUGACAGGCAACCAGCGCUGGAUCAGAGAGAGGAGCCACGAGUCGUAUGCUAAAAACUACUCUGUGGUGUUCCCCUUUGAUGAGCCGCUGGCCAGCCGGAACAUGAGGAAGGACCCCUUCCAUCAGGUGCUGACGGAGCAGGGCUGCGUCUUCCAGGAGCGGCACGGCUGGGAGCGACCCGGCUGGUUCAACAAAGACGGACCCGCUCCUCUUAAAGACUAUGAUUAUUAUGGGUGUUACGAUGUGAAGAAGAAUGAAAACUACAAAUACAACGAGCUGCUGGGCAAAGAGUACACCUUUGACUUCCCUCCACAUCACGACGUGAUUAAGGCCGAGUGCCUCUCGUGUCGACACGGCGUGGCUGUGUUCGACAUGUCCUACUUCGGGAAGUUCUAUCUCACCGGACCGGACGCCAAGAAGGCGGCCGACUGGCUGUUCACCGCCGACGUCAACAAGAAGCCAGGCUCCACUGUGUAUACCUGCAUGCUGAAUAAAAGAGGAGGGGCGGAGGCCGACCUGACGGUGAGCAGACUGGAGCCCGGUUCCUCCAACCUUCCCCUGGCACCCGAGUCCAACGGCGAUGCCUACUACUUGGCGAUUGGCGGCGGAGUCGCAGAGCACAACUGGAACCACAUUAGAACGGUUCUCCAGGAUCAAGGCUUCCGCUGCCAGCUGACAGACCACUCCGAGGACAUGGGAAUGAUCAGCAUCCAGGGACCAAAGAGCCGAGAAGUUUUGCAGGAGGUUUUGGACACGGAUCUCAGCAAUGAAGCGUUCCCCUUCUCAAGCCACAAAGUCGUCAAAGCAGCAGGACAUCAGGUGCGAGCGAUGCGCCUGUCCUUCGUGGGAGAGCUGGGCUGGGAGCUGCACAUUCCCCGAGACGCCUGCCUCCCCGUCUACAAUGCCGUCAUGGCCGCUGGCGCCAAACACGGCAUCAUCAACUCCGGCUACAGAGCCAUCGACUCCCUCAGUAUAGAGAAAGGGUACAGGCAUUGGCACGCUGACCUUCGCCCUGAUGACACCCCACUGGAGGCGGGGCUGGCUUUCACCUGCAAACUGAAGAGUUCGAUCCCGUUCCAGGGCCGCGAGACGCUGGAAAAACAGAAGGAGGAGGGCCUGAAGAGGCGCAUCGUCUGCUUCACCAUCGAUGAAAAAGUGCCCAUGUUUGGCCUGGAGGCUAUUUUCCGUAACGGGGUUCCUGUUGGUCACCUGCGCCGAUCUGACUACGGCUUUUUUAUUGAUAAAACUAUCGGUUAUGGCUUCAUCCGCAACCCCAUUGGAGGAGUGGUCAGCGCCGAUUUCAUAAAGAGCGGCGAGUUUACCUUGGAAAGGAUGGGAGUCACAUACAAGGCCAGAGCCCACCUCAAAUCUCCGUUCGACCCUGAGAACAAACGUGUGAAGGGCAUCUACGCUUGAGGAGGACCACCAGUGUAAAAAAACAAAAAAAGAAAGAAAACGCAGCGGUUAGAGAAAAACGCACAUGAUGAAAUGUACAACUUUAUUUUUUUUUCCAAAUGGAUGAAAUUGUCUUAACAUCUCUGUUGUAAACAUUAAAUGUUGAUCAUUUAUUUGGAUAAAGCUGAUGUUUACAUGAUCAAAUCAGACCUAUUCUGAAAUAUGACCUUUUUAAGAUGUUUUUUUUUUUUAAAGUUAUUAAAAUUUGGUACAAUUAGUCAGAUGCUGAAGCUGAUUUUAGCUUUUUUCUUUACUACUAUAUAAAAAUGAGCUUUUUUUUAGGUAAUUUACUGCCCUCUGAGCUGCUCUCCGAACACUUAGGUCUUAAACAGAAUAUGCUGAAGUGCAAUCGACGUCAAUAUCUGGCAUCGUCAUCAACCUUUUAAUAUUUUAUAUUCCCUCUGCGAACUAAAACGGAUCCAGACGUCACCCGGCUGGCCGUUCGUCGUCCUCGACUAAAUCGAAAGAUGCAAAUAAACCUUGUUCACCUGAACACAAUCCGUCAAAUUAACCAGAUGUCGUAAUGGGCUUAUAAUCUGUGACUUAACAUGUGUCACUGGAGUUUGCGGCGGAUGGUUUUUGAUGACGGCGGUGAAAGAACAGUCGUGGGUUCACCGCCAGUUCACUCACAGUCUUAAUCUUUCCAGCAGCAGGCUUCACAGAGAGCAUUUGGACGGCAUUCAUUAUCAUGAUUAUAGGUGUGUGGGGUGAUGUUUUGCACAAAACACACGCAGCUGCUGCCUUUGUAGCAAAGCAACAAGGAAAAUCUGUGCGUAUUUGUGUGAGCGGGCUGCUUUUUUCGACUAUUUGGGGUCUAAAAACUGAGAUUUUGGGUGAACUGGCGUACAAUAUGGAGCAUUUCCUACAUUUUCUGAGGUCAAAGGUAACAUUUGGUGAAGGUUCAGAUCAGAGGCAAUGUCUCAAUCCAUUUUGUCAAUGAGAAAACCCCACAAAGAUAUUACUUACAAGCCUCUAUGCGUGUGUGUGUUUUAGUUAAAAGUCAAUCCCAUAAAUUCUUGACUGGUGUCCAGGACCUUUUUUUUUUUUUUUUUUUUCAGUUUUUUUUUUAUACAGGCUAGACAUUAUUAGAAGCUCUCAGAUUUUACCCUCAACCCAUUAAUUUUAAUGUUGUCCUCAUUGUGCACUACAAUAUAUAACGUUUUAGUGCUGCAUGUUUCAUUUGUAAUGUCGCCUGUGAGGCCACGGUGCCUUCUGUCAGGGUCACAAUAAUUCCCUGAUGAUACUGUCUCCCCUACAGGCAGGCGCUGACACUGAUAGGGACGGCGAAAAUCACUUCUACCUGUUGUAUGCUGUCAAAACCCUUAGAGUUUAUCAAUAUUGGAGGUAAAAGGAGAAAAAAAAAAACACCCAAAAGGCCCGGUGUAGCAAACACAGCUGAAGACAACAGUCAUCUCAAAGCAGCUUUGAUGGAUAUAAAGUCUUUUGUUUUGGAAUCCGUGUCCCCGACGCCGCUCUCUCAACAUUUAAUCUGCCGUCGCUGCUGUUUGCAAACUCAGUUCUUCCAGCUUGGUUGUUAUUUAGCGUGGCUAACCAUAUUUUUUUAAGUACCGGCAGGAGCGCUCAUGCCACAAAUCAUAAUCAACACUUUGUGCAGUCUGCUCUUCCAGCAGCUUGAGGAGCGUCGUCGCUUUUUUUGUUUCUGCACAGGUGACCUGCGCUGUGAAGCCACGAGCGUUGAAAUCCAUCUUAGCCUCAUCAGUUCAUAUUAAAAAAAAAAAAAAAAAAAGAACAAAUACCAUCUUAUGGUAGCGAGUGAAGCAAGAAAUUUACAGGUUUCUAUCGGAAAAUUGUCUCUUAUUUCAUUCACAUUGUCUUCUCUAAUGACAAUACAUAAGAAGUUUAGAUAAAAAAAAAAAACUACUUGAAAACUGCAUUUGCUGUUAAGUGUAGUAAUUACAUGAAAUUAUGAAAUUUCUAACUGAAUCUAUGCAGAAUUCUGUGCAGCGCUCUCUUUGUUUACACUAAUUUAUGGUAAUUUCACUUCAGACCGGAGGAAAAACCUACAGUCGUCACUCACACUCUGUGAACUGGCAGCCGAAGCUGCAGCUCGUACGUGUGACUCCCACUUGCCUCUCAGAUGUUUGUUGCUGCACGUUCAGCACAAAAUGUUUACUAAUGUGGAAUGAUUCAUUGAUUCUGCCCAGGAGGCCAUUCAUCACUGGAACGGUCGUUCUCAGGAGUGGCUCGGCUUAAUAACAAAGAUUUAUAUGGGAAAUGUGAAACUGUGUGAUGAAACACUAUAGGUCCUCCUCCUCAGUAUGUAUGGAGCCAUCAUUUUUAAUACAAAAGAGUUUAUAGAAUUUCCUUUCUACUGUUAUGUGAUGGAAAUAUUGCUAAAAAAAAAAACUUCUGACAUUAAUUCUUGAGCAUAACAAGAUUUGAUUUCUUAGUGCAAAGCUGUUUUGUGCAGCAGUGUGUGUUCGGACCGUUACUCUGACAGGUCUAAAGAAACUGUGGAAAGGAUGUAAUGGCCUGUCAAGUAAAUGUUCAUGCAUACUGAUUUUUCCUGUCAAAGGCAAUUUGUGUAUCAAUAAAUUUAUAUUUGACCGGC